UUGUAGUCAGUCAGUCCGCGUACUUCCAAUGACAAGCUAAAGUAAUUCAGUGCUCCUACUCUUAUUUGUGGGAAUCCCUGUGCGUUUUUGGAUUUAUUUAAAACAUGGGAUUUGAGCUGGAUCGUUUUAAGGGGGCCGUGGACCCAGAUUUUAAAUGCAACUUGUGUAAUAAAGUUUUGGAAGAUCCGCUUACAACUCCGUGUGGUCACGUAUUUUGCGCUGGUUGUGUGUUGCCGUGGGUUGUCCAGCAGAGCAGCUGCCCCGUCAAGUGCCAAAGAAUCUCAACGAAGGAGCUGAACCACGUUCUCCCUCUGAAAAAUCUUAUUCUAAAACUGGACAUAAAGUGUGACAACUAUGCAAGGGGCUGCGAAAAAGUAGUGAAGCUGCAACAUCUUGCGGAACACGCCGAGAUGUGCGAUUACUCGCCAGCGAAAUGCAGGAAUAAGGGAUGCAAUGAAGUACUAAAUCUGAAGGACAUGGAUGCCCACAUGCGCGAAACCUGUGAUUACAGACCGGUCGGGAUUUGCGAAAGUGGAUGUGGAUUGAUGCUCAUUCACAAAGAGCAGAAAUUAGGCAGCCACUGCUGUUUGAAAGCUCUGAAAACUCACAACAGCGCGCUGCAAGCGAAAGUGGUGGGCUUGGAUAAGGAGUUCAAGAAGCAAUCUCUGAAGUCUAGCAAACGAGAGAAAUCACUUCUGGCUCAACUCUCUGCGGUUCACAACGAGCUUCAAAUGACAGCGCUGAAGUAUCAGAAGAAAUUCACCGAAUACAGUGCGAGGAUCGACUCGCUUACGAAGACCCUCGCUCCUCCAUGCAAGGGCGGGGAGACGAAGAACAUCAAAGUGCUGCUUCACCGAGAAUCCGGAUCUCUGGGAUUUAACAUCGUUGGUGGCAGACCGUGCGGGGAAAAUGAGGAUGGCUCAUCCAACGAGGGGAUCUUUGUGUCCAAAAUAGUGGAGAACGGACCGGCAGACAAGGAGGGCGGGCUUCUGAUCCACGACAGGAUAAUGGAGGUGAAUGGGAAGGACCUAUCCAAGGCCACCCAUGACCAGGCGGUGGAGGCCUUCCGUACGGCUAAGGAGCCAAUCGUGGUCCAGGUGCUGCGCCGGGCGCCCCGCCCCAAAGCCGUGGGCCCCGCCUCUGACGCCCUGGUGGUGGACAUCAGCACGCAGACGGACAUCACCUUCCAGCACAUCAUGGCCCUCACCAAACUGCCCGCCUCCACCCCGCCUGUCGACGUGCUGGAGCAGUACCUGCUGCCCGAGGAACACUCUCCAGGCCAUGAAUACUUUGACCCCAGUGACUUCCUCGAGGGCAUGCAGCAGGACAUGGAGAGAGAGGAGCUGGAAUACGAGGAAGUGGAUUUAUACAGAGUAAAUAUCCAGGACAAGCUGGGACUGACAGUUUGUUACAGGACUGACGAUGAAGAUGAGACUGGGAUUUAUGUGAGCGAGAUUGACCCGAACAGCAUUGCGGCGAAGGACGGUCGGAUUAGAGAAGGAGACCGGAUUAUCCAGAUCAAUGGCAUCGAGGUGCAGAACCGGGAGGAGGCAGUGGCACUGCUGACCAGCGAGGAGAACAAGAACGUGUGCCUGCUCGUGGCUCGGCCGGAGAUGCAGCUGGAUGAGGGGUGGAUGGACGAUGACAGGAACGACUUUCUGGACGACCUCCACAUGGACAUGCUGGAGCAACAGCACCACCAGGCCAUGCAGUUCACCGCCAGCAUGCUGCAGCAGAAGAAGCACGAAGAAGACGGGGGCACCACGGACACGGCCACCCUCCUGUCCAACCAUCUGGAGAAGGACAGCGGGGUGGGCCGGACGGACGAGAGCACGCGCAACGACGAGAGCUCGGAGCAGGAGAACCUGGGCGACGAGCACAGCGCCUCGCUGGGCUGCGGCAGGAAGCUGGCCUACAGCCAGGACACGCUGGGCAGCGGCAGGAAGCUGGCCUACAGUCAGGACACGCUGGGCAGCGGGGACCUGCCCUUCAGCGGCGAGUCCUUCAUCUCCGCCGACUGCGCCGACGUCGACUUCCUGGGCAUCCCGGCGGACGAGUGCGAGCGCUUCCGGGAGCUUCUGGAGCUCAAGUGCCAGGUGAAGAGCGCGGGCGGGUACUGCGCCGUCGCCGGCGGCGACCAGGAGGCCGGCGUGGACAAGGAGCUGGAGCUGCUGAACGAGGAGCUCCGCAGCAUCGAGCUGGAGUGCCUGAACAUCGUGCGGGCGCACCGCAUGCAGCAGCUUCGCGAGCAGUACCGCGAGUCCUGGAUGCUGCACAACAGCGGCUUCCGCAACUACAACACCAGCAUCGACGCGCGCCGCCACGAGCUCUCCGACAUCACCGAGCUGCCCGAGAAGUCGGACAAGGACAGCUCCAGCGCCUACAACACGGGCGAGAGCUGCCGCAGCACCCCGCUGACCCUCGAGCUGUCGCCCGACAACUCCCUGCGCCGCGGAGACGAGGGCGGGCCCGAGGGCGCGGGGGCCGCCGCCCGGCUCCCUAAACCGCUGCUGUCGCCCGUGCAGGAGGCCAGCCCCGCCAGGCCGCGGCCCAAGGAGGCCGAGCUCGGCCCCCAGCCGGACGGGAAGGAGUGCAAGCAGGGCGAGGCCGGCAAGAAGGGCUCUCUGUCCCCCCACCCCCGCUCGCCCUACAAGCACGCGCACAUCCCCGCCCACGCCCAGCACUACCAGAGCUACAUGCAGCUGAUACAGCAGAAGUCGGCGGUGGAGUACGCCCAGAGCCAGAUGAGCCUGGUGAGCAUGUGCCGGGACCCGGCGUCCCCCGGCGACCUGGAGCCCAAGAUGGAGUGGAAGGUGAAGGUGCGGAGCGACGGCACGCGCUACAUCACCAAGCGGCCCGUCCGCGACAAGCUGCUGAAGGAGCGCGCCCUGCGCAUCCGCGAGGAGCGCAGCGGCAUGACCACGGACGACGACGCCGUCAGCGAGAUGAAGAUGGGCCGCUACUGGAGCAAGGAGGAGCGCAAGCAGCACGUGGUGCGCGCCAAGGAGCAGCGGCAGCGGCGGGAGCACAUGAAGCAGAGCCGCAUCGACUGCCUGAAGGAGCAGAGCGCCGCCGAGGACCGCCGGGAGCCCAACAUCCUGGAGCUCAGCCACAAGAAGAUGAUGAAGAAGAGGAACAAGAAGAUCUUCGACAACUGGAUGACCAUCCAGGAACUGCUGACGCACGGCACCAAGUCGCCCGACGGGACGCGGGUGUACAACUCGCUCCUGUCCGUCACCACCGUGUAGGAUCGGCGGCCCCUCCCCCCCCUCUUUGUGUAAUGUACUGUAAAUAGGACACCUCCGGUUGGGGUAGAGAUACCUGCCUCGUUCAAUGCGGCAACUUUCUUUUGUAAAUACGAAGCGAGGGGAGACUUUUUUUUUUUUCCCGAGGAACUCGAGAAUCCGCAAGUGGAAAAGACGGUUGAGAGAGUGGUUUGCGAACGGUCUGUGAAACUUUGAAGGUGAUAUGAAAAUGUUUUCACACGCUUUUCGAUAGCCUUUCUACCUUUGUACUCGUUAUUUUAAAUAAUAUGUAAAAAAAACAACAAAAAAAAACUUACAAUUCGUAUGCCUUUUUUUUUUCUUUUGAAACCUUGCGCAGGUUUUUCAGCGGUGGAAAAAACUGCUUGCCAAGAGUUAACAGCCAACAUUUAUUCUUUUUUGGAAACAAUUAUCUUUUAUCAGUAUUUUACUGUUUAUGCAUUUGUCUUGCUUAUUACAAAAACAGAAAUAUGGAAAAAAGCUUCAAGGUCAACACAGAAUCCUUUUUUCAGAGGGACUUUUGUAAAUUUAACAGAAUUUAUCAUUUUUAUGCAAACAGCUUUUUAGUUUGUUGCAGAAUAAAGGAAGACAUUUUCCUGAAGGUAUAUCAUGCUACAAAUGGUCUGAUCUUUUUACAGAUGCUGACUGAUGACAUAAAAGCAUUAUGCAUGUACAGAAAGAGACAAAGCCUUUGUCAUACAUUUGUUAAUAUCCAAAUCUUUCUGUGUUAGUAAAACCCAUUGUAGUAGCCAUGCAUUAGUAGGACUCCAUGUAUUGAGCAAAAUAUUGCAGCUUAACAAAUUUUUAGUUAGCAAAACAAUUUGAUGUCUUGUAAAAUGAGAGAAAUAAUAAAUUAUUGUUUUAUAUUUGA
This is a messenger RNA of Conger conger (European conger), 4134 nucleotides long. It is a transcript of the gene pdzrn3b, whose product is annotated as PDZ domain containing RING finger 3b. The coding region runs from base 105 to 3248 and encodes 1047 amino acids. Lineage: Eukaryota; Metazoa; Chordata; Actinopteri; Anguilliformes; Congridae. The record is from RefSeq and is a predicted model, not a curated record. Gene Ontology annotation, molecular function: protein binding; ubiquitin protein ligase activity. The transcript is spliced from 10 exons. Gene Ontology annotation, biological process: protein ubiquitination; neuromuscular junction development.